AAUAUUUCAUUUGAUCCGACUCGAUGAUUUUAUAUAUAUAGUAGUACGUAUAUAACUUGACAAAUAUACGAUUAUUGUACGAUGACUUUUUUGGUUUUUUUUUUUUUUUGUUAGAUAUACACGCGUAAGGAAUUAUACUUGUAUAAUAACGAUUAUUACAGAAAUGGAUAAUAAUGCAAAGUGUAUGCACUUUUGUUGUAAGUAUUCCGCAUAUGUGAAUAGAAAAAAAAAGGCCGAAAGAAUAACAAGAAUAAUAAUAUGAUGAUCGAUUCCCCCCCCCCCCCACUCCAGCAGCAUCGCCUAGCAACAUCGAGAAACAAAGAGACAACGCACUACGCUGUGUUGUUGUUGUUGGUUGGUUGUUGGUGGUGUGGUGGUGGUGAUAGGUAGUAGCAGUAGAAGCUGGUGACGCAGCCGCCAGUCCGCCAGGCCAAGCGAAAAGAGAAACGUUGUUUUGAUAAACAACAAGGGAUCUUAACCUCAAAUGAACGCGGGCUGUCCAAAUACACUCUUCGCGAUUAGUGUCCAGUUGUAUCAAUUUUUUAUUUUUUCUUAUCAAGCAGUUCCUGUCUGGUUCGAUUUUUUAUUGGCUAGCUUCCGCGGCAGUAACAACAAUUGUUUUAUAACAUUAAUUGUGAUAGAAUUUUGAAGAAUGGGACCAAAAAAAAUGAAGGGUAAAACGAUGGACUCGGUCGAUGGAGUCGAUACUUCAAAAAUGAAUCGCGAACAACUCGAAAUAUAUUCUCACAAAAUUCUUGAGGAAUUGGAAAGGGAAAGGGAGGAGAGAAAUUUUUUCCAACUCGAGAGAGACAAACUUCGCACUUUUUGGGAAAUAACGAGAAACGAAUUGGAAGAGGCUCGUGCUGCGAUAAGGUUUUCGAGGAUUUUAUUUAAUAUUUCUAUGGAUUCUAUAUGGAUGCGAGGAGGAAAGAAGAAAGCGUAUAAUGAUGCUGGAAUUUAUUGGGAUUAUUUUUGUUGUCACGAGUUGAAAACUUGUAAUAAUCGGCGAGGGAUUCGGUUUUUCUACUUUUUCUCUUGUUGCUCGUAUUUCAGAAAUAAAGAUCGGGAAAAGGAAGAAUUGUCGGAAAAGCACGAAGCCGAGGUGAAGCUGCACAAGCAAAAUGUGAAGCAUUUGAUGUACGAACAUCAAACUAAUUUAUCGGAGACGAAAGCCGAGCACAUGGUGGCGCUUAAAUUGGCACAGGAUAAUUACAAUGCCCAAGAAAAUGAUUUGAUUAAGGAUAAAAGAGAAUUACGUAAAAUUCAAAGGGAAAAAGAAUUGGCUCGAAUCAACGAGAUUCGUGUUCUCAAAUUAGAAAGCGCGGAGGAAACGAGCGAGUUGAUAAAGAAAUUCGAAUCUGAGGCUAUGGAAUUGGAAAGAAAGUAUGAGCAAAAACUUGGUGCUCAGUACGAAACUCUGAUGUUGAAACAUCGCAUGGAAAUAACCGAAGUCGAAGAACGUAAAAAUAUGCAAAUAACAGCGCUGAUAAAGAAUCAUGAAAAAGCCUUUGCAGAAAUGAAAAAUUAUUAUAACGACAUUACUCUCAAUAAUUUGUCGCUUAUUAAGAGUUUAAAGGAAGAAAUGGAAGUGAUGAAAAAUCACGAAGAGAGAAUGAAGAAACAAGUUCGUGAGCUCACUGCGGAAAAUAAAAAAUUGUUCAACGAUUCAAAAACGGCCGCUGAUCGGGCCAACGAAUUUUCCCGUCAGCUUGCUAAUUAUGAGAAGGAUAAGCAGUGUCUAAGCAACAUGAAAAAACGUUUGGCAGUCGUGACGAAAGAUUUUGAAAAUUUGAAAUGGGAGAACGAGGUUAUCGAGCUUCGAUUUGAUAAAUGUCAGGCCGAACGUGACGAGCUUCAUUCAAGAUUUGUUUCAUCGAUUCUCGAGCUUCAACAAAAGACCGGCUUAAAGAACGUGCUCCUCGAAAAGAAAUUGGAAAAAUUGUCGGAUCUGUUGGAACAGAGGGAAGCCCAAAUAGGAGAAGUAUUGGCUGCUGCACAAUUGGAUCCAAUGGCAAUAGUUAACGUUAAUCAAAAGCUUGAGGAAAUGCUGAAUCGUAAAAAUAUAGCGAUACAAGAUCUGCAAUAUGAUUUGGCCAAAGUUUGCAAAGCCCACGACGAUUUAUUGGCGACUUACGAGGGCAAGUUGCAAGAAUACGGUAUACCCGAAUCGGAGCUGGGUUUUCAACCGCUCAGAGCAAAAAUUAUGGGAACUAAAGUAGCCCGAGGUCCCGCAGGACUUGUCACAUCGAAUCAAUAAGACGACAACUAUCAUAGCGUGUUAUAUUGUAUACCGUUUAUCCAUAUUAUUUUUCAUCGGUGUUCCUUAUUAUUACGCCUCGUUCCAUUCAUCGUAUACGAGUACUUAUUUUUUUUUUCUUCCAUUCACGAACGACGAAAUAAAUAAAACUUCACCAUUUGGACUUA
This is a messenger RNA of Venturia canescens, 2424 nucleotides long. It is a transcript of the gene Gas8, whose product is annotated as Growth arrest specific protein 8. Bases 653 to 2257 code for a protein of 534 amino acids. The transcript has 7 exons. Gene Ontology annotation, molecular function: microtubule binding; small GTPase binding. Gene Ontology annotation, biological process: cell motility. The record is from RefSeq and is a predicted model, not a curated record. NCBI's taxonomy places the organism in Eukaryota, Metazoa, Arthropoda, Insecta, Hymenoptera, Ichneumonidae. Gene Ontology annotation, cellular component: motile cilium; microtubule; Golgi apparatus.